AUGGAAAAGAUAAAUGGGAUACUUUAAAAUACCGUUUAGAAUAACAAGCUAUUUCCCCGCGAAACGCAAAGUGAAAGGAGAUCGUGUAGGUCUGUAGGCCCACAGCCACAGCAGUGCCCUGGAAUGUAAUGAGUUGGACAUUAUCACAUUGAUAAACAAUGAAAAGUACUUUGAAAUCUGGAAACUUUGGACAAGGAUCUUCAUACUACGAUUGUGGGAAUGAUUUGGACCAUGUUGACAAUGGCGAUUGUAUCCCAGGUGAAAAUGAUUCAACAAUUGAACCCGAAGAUUUCUGGAGGCAAAGUUUAAAUGUAAGCAGUCAGAGACUGUUGCCAGCAAAUGCACACCCUCGCACCAUUAUCCAUUUAGAUAUAGACUGUUUCUAUGCUCAAGUUGAAAUGUUACGGAAUCCGGAAUUAAGGAGCAAGCCAUUAGGCAUUCAGCAGAAAAAUAUAAUUGUCACAAGUAACUAUGUGGCAAGAAUGAUGGGUGUUAACAAGUGUAGCUAUGUUACUGAUGCCAUUAAAAAAUGCCCAGAGCUUGUUUUAGUGAGUGGAGAAGACCUUACAAACUAUAGGCAGAUGUCCUAUCAAAUUUCAGAGUUUAUACAGAAAUAUACACCACAAGUUGAGAGACUUGGAUUUGAUGAGAACUUUAUUGAUGUGUCUGAAAUGGUGACAUGGAGAAUUAAAGAUGGCCAGUUUCACAAAAAAUUUAUUGGUCAUGUCUAUGAUUCAAGCUCUCAUCAAGAUGUUUCUCCUGAUUGCUCUUGUGGAUGUUAUCUGAGACUACAGAUUGGAUCUCAGAUAGCAGCAGACAUUCGCGAGGCAUUGGAGAAAGAAUUAGGCAUAACUAGUUGCGCAGGCAUAGCUCACAACAAACUGCUGGCCAAACUGGUUGGGGCUGUCAAGAAACCCAACCAACAGACAACUCUACCUCCUUCUCUGGCUGUCAAGUUGAUUUCUUCUCUCCCUUCUGCCAAUUCCAUUCCAGGUAUUGGAUGGAGCACAAACUGCACUUUGAAAAAUCUUGGAAUUGUUACUGUACAAGACUUACAGAAUGCCGACCACAAGACUUUAGAAUCAGAGUUUGGGACAGCCACUGCAGAUUUUCUUAUCAAAAGUAGCUUUGGUAUUGAUAACUCACCUGUAAUAAAAUACAGCUUACCACAGACACUCAGUGAUGAGGAUUCAUUCAAGUGCUGCAACUCUUACCAAGAUGCAGAGACAAGAGUUAAAUCCCUGCUAACUGCUCUUUUGAAAAGAGUUAUUGAAGAUGGCCGCACACCUCAGACUAUACGCCUAACUGUGAGGCGAAUAAUUGGCCAACAGCCAGCUUCUGAUACUGACAGAUACAACUUAAACAGAAAAAGAGAAAGCAAGCAGUGCCCUAUUCCAUGUAACAUCUUCUCAGGAUCUCAAACCACUGAUUCAAUAGACACCCUGUGUGAUGGUUUAAUGCCAGUGUUGAUGAAUUUAUUCAAGAAAUUGGUGGAUCCUCAUAAGCCAUUUCAUCUGACCUUAAUCAACAUUUGUUUUUCAAAUUUGGGAAAAUUUGUCCAGACAAAAGAAAAAAUCAGCUAUUUUUUUACAAAACAAACUGAAACACAGAAAGACGACAGACCACCCAGUCAAACAGAAGCUGCGUCACAAGUUUCUGUAUCAUCUUGUCAUAAAAAAUCAGGUGGGGCAUUUUCUGAAAAACAUAAUCAAAAGCUAUCUUCUGAACCACCUGUAUCAUUACCAUCAGCAGAGCUGCGAAGUGAAGAAGUCAAAAGUAUUGAUGACAAUCAUGAACUUCUGCUAAGACUCUUGCCAAAAGACAUUGACGUGAACACAGUAACAGAAUUGCCUGAGGAUGUACAGAAGGAAGUACUCGCACAGUAUGGAAUUGGUGUAGAAGAUUGUCUCAAUGGGAAAAAAUACUCGUUACUCUCUAAACCUGAAUCCAGCUCACAUAUACCUGGAAAAGGUGUCACAUCGAGUAAUAAAGAACUUGUGAAAAAAUCAAACAAGAGGUACAGAGAAGGGACAAUAUCUUUUAUGAAACCGAGCCCAGCUACAAAUGAUAAUAAAGUUGAUAUUGAUAACAGGAACAUGUACUCAGAAAAUGCUGAGAGUUGUAGUUCUUGGAGUAAAAAGGAUGUAGAAACAGGCUCAUCAAAGCCAGUGAUAGAAAUGCAUUGUGAUAAAGCCGAAAGAUUUAAAAGCACAACAGAGGAUACUGUUCCAGUCACCACAGAGCAGCCUCACAGUUUAAACUAUUUCAAGGGCUGUAAAGCAGCCCUGCCCAAAGAAAUUGAUGCCUCUGUGUUUUCUGCGCUACCCAGUAGCAUUCAAGGGGAAAUAAUGGCACAUAUUGUUAUGGGGAACAGUCCAAAAACGUCAGGGAAAAAAGCCAAAAUUGAGCAUGACCAAGAUAAAAAUGCAAAGAAAGUAAAAGAAUCCGGCCAAGAAAGUCUAUCUGGCAAGAACACUUUAUUCAAAUACUUUGGUAAAAAAAACUGAUCUCUCUUUUUUCUGUUUUUAAAAAUAAUUUCUAUGUGAUAUUUAUUGACCAGUCUCAAGUAUUGAGACAAAUAUUAAUGUAAAUAAAGAAAUUUUGCUGUAUGUGC
This is a messenger RNA of Physella acuta, 2614 nucleotides long. RefSeq names its product DNA polymerase iota. The record is from RefSeq and is a predicted model, not a curated record. Gene Ontology annotation, biological process: translesion synthesis. NCBI's taxonomy places the organism in Eukaryota, Metazoa, Mollusca, Gastropoda, Physidae. Gene Ontology annotation, molecular function: DNA-directed DNA polymerase activity; damaged DNA binding.